Molecule: messenger RNA, 706 nt
Organism: Cynara cardunculus var. scolymus (artichoke)
Lineage: Eukaryota; Viridiplantae; Streptophyta; Magnoliopsida; Asterales; Asteraceae
Product: histone deacetylase complex subunit SAP18
Exons: 6
Coding region: 75-557 (160 amino acids)
Biological process (GO): negative regulation of DNA-templated transcription
Cellular component (GO): nucleus
Molecular function (GO): transcription factor binding; transcription corepressor activity
Source: RefSeq, a predicted model, not a curated record
AGCUUCUACCAUUUGCAGUUUGAGAGAGAGAGGGAGAGAGAGAGAGAGUUGCAGAGCUGUAGAAUUGUUCAUCAAUGGCAGCACGUGGAGGAGAAGGGCAAAGAAGAGGAGGGGGAAGACCUCUUCCUCCAUCUGCAAGAGGACCUCCUGGUCCUCCUCUUCAUGGUAAACCUGGACCCCGAUUUGAACCAGUUGAUCGCGAAAAGACUUGUCCAUUGCUACUUCGAGUUUUUACUAAGAUUGGUGGUCAUCAUAGCCAGGCAGACUUUGCAGUGAGAGGCAAGGAGCCUAAAGACGAAGUCCAAAUAUAUACUUGGAUGGAUGCUACACUUCGUGAGCUAACUGAUCUGGUAAAAGAGGUGGCUCCAGAAGCUAGAAGAAGAGAUGCUUUACUGUCAUUUGCUUUUGUAUAUCCUACUAAAACUGGUCAUUUUACAGUCAAAGAGGUUGGGAAAACCUUCUCUUAUCCAAAUGCAAGACGACCAGAUGAUGGCAGCAAGGCCCUCGGCAGCCUUAGCUUCGAGAUUGGAGAUUACUUGGAUGUGGCAAUACUUUAGACUUCUACGUUGUGUUUAGGUCCCCUGGUGGUUUCGUAGAGUAGUCAUGGAUCCUGCUAUCAAUGGUGCGAUUUCGGGUUUGUUAAACGAUAUAGUUUAUAUUACGCUUGUACUGAAGGAAAAUUUUCUAAACGUGUAUUCGUGGAUGA